AACUACACUGGCAUCGCGAGCACGAAUAGCGCGUUAACGGGGUGCGACAAGUAAAUCUGAGCUAGAAUCAUUUACUCCUUGUUAUCUGUAAACGGACAGAAACGCAGAAAGACGUCAUUAGUGAAGAGCUAGAAGAUUGGCACUCACCCAAUUGUGAAGUUCAGCAAGAUUGAGCGCUUUUAUGAGUGGGACCGUGAAAUCGAACGUACCUAAUGUAGGCACAGCGUGCUAAUGCCGCAUGAACCAUUGCCUAUGCGUGCUGGAAGAGAUAGCACACAGUAGUGCCAUAAACGCGUUUAAAUGCAGGUCAAAGAUGCGCUGAUAACGAGGCGGGCGAUAUUCGGAAGCAGGACAAGUCCUGGGCCAGUUAAAGUUAUGAACACUAUUAUUCUUGAAAGUAAACCGGGUCGAGAGCAGUGCCAUGGACAAGGAACUGAGCGCUUCAUGUGGGAUUGUUAUAAGUGUGUUACUCACGGUGGUGGUACCCACUUGAACGUCUCCGCUAUGUCUGCCCGUUUCCGUCAUCCAACUAGGCGUCCAGGCAGCUUCCAGGCGUUGACUUUACUACAUCCAUGUGGUCCAGCGGUAUAGAACAUGGCUGAGCGAGCGAGGUAAGGCAUGCAUUGGCUGAGAGUCCGGAGGUAAACGGCAUAACAAAUGUCAGUGUGUUUACACACCAGUGAACGAAAU
This is a messenger RNA of Serpula lacrymans var. lacrymans S7.9, 690 nucleotides long. RefSeq lists its product as uncharacterized. The record is from RefSeq and is a predicted model, not a curated record. Bases 301 to 591 code for a protein of 96 amino acids. Lineage: Eukaryota; Fungi; Basidiomycota; Agaricomycetes; Boletales; Serpulaceae. The transcript has a single exon.